AUGGCGUUAUCUGAAGCUAUGAACAGCAUUGGUUCGGUGAUUGGUGGCAGAAGUAACAUCGAUGGCCCAGUCGAACUAUCACUACCUCGAGCUUGUGUUUCCUCGGACUCCGAGGAUGAAAACACUGCAGUGCGACUUCCCGACAUAGACCAGAGAAAGCCGCUAGGAAAAGACGCUAAAGACUCAAUGACGGAUUCAGACUCGGAUCAACAACAACAAUCCUCCUCACUCAAUUCAACCUCUUCCCCCUCUUGCUACUUCGAUCACCACCCCACCAGAGUAAAUCUACCUCCAUCACAGCAUAUACAGAAUGUGAAGAAGUCAUUCGAAGCUUCAUCUUCAGGCGGCCCACGAAGACGUGGAGCCAACCGAGGCAUCAAAGCAGCGAGGCGUAGAUUCCUGCUAGAAAAAGCCGCCAAGCAGCAAGAAGCUAAAGCAGCAUCCGAAGCCCUCGAAGCAGGAAACCAGACAAGCGACAUGUCGACCAAACCAUCUACCCCUCUGCUCAAUGGAUUGGGUGUCUCAAUCUCUUCCAGCAGCACGAGCUCGACUUUCCAGACAUCGGCACAUCAAAAAGCUACACCUCAGCCCGUGGGUCUGCUCCCAUCACAGUCUCUGUAUGCCCAGAAUCCAACCCCCUUCAGCACCAUAACCAAUGGUGUCUACAAUCAAUCAUCCUCGCACGGUCGGCCCAAUAGCAUCGUCCAGCAUCCACUGCCACGACUUCCGAAUGACUUCUCACACCUUUCAUCCGUGAUGACGCGUCGUGACCAUAGGAUCCAGAAUGAUUGGGCUCUUGGGGAAUACAUAUUCAUCAAGGUCUGCGACCUUCCAGACAGCGCCACAACUCGUGAUCUAUGGACAGCUUUCAGGCAUGAAGGCCACAUUGCGCACAUUCGGCUUUACCAAAAUGCGAAAGGCCAUCGAGAUGGCGGAGCCAAAGUGAAGUUCAGUCCACCACCAGCCAAGGCUUUCUGGAAGCGUGGAAAGUAUUCGAUACAGCUUGCUGGGGGUCGUACAAUAUCUGUUAGGGUAUAUAACGAGACUCGCCAACAAUCGGUUCUUCCAGUCCAGUCGAAGAGCAAAUACCCGGAGACCAUGACCAUGUAUGCUGAGUCCUUGGAUUUUGGCACUAUGUUCGAUCAGAUAACGAUGAUGAACAUGCGUAGAGUGCUGCCAACUAGAGAGACUGGGAUUAAGUUUUGCAUGAAUAUGUUCCACAAGGAGAUCUCGGUCGAGUUCCCGAUGCACAUUGUGGACCCACGAGCGACUUCUAACAACCCAAACAUGCGAAGAGGCAAGUACGAUAGGACAGAGCUCUUCCAAUUUCGGAUUCCUUUCACCCAGUUGAAGGUGAUUCACCGAAUAGAGGGACAAGGACACAAAUUGAUCCUUCUCAUCUCCAUGGAGACACCACCAAAGUAUUUCAAGCAGCUGGAUCCUUCGAAGAGUCACGAUGAUCAAGCAGUGACAUGGGGCGACAACGAUGCGUGGUAUCGUCAAACUGAUCUUGUAUACGUACCCAAUGAUCUGAAGAAGUCUUCCCUGACUUGGAAGAAGACAAAUCCGAUUAUCGACCUUGGACGCUGGACGACCUAUCAUUUGGUUUUCAAUAGUCCGGAGAAUGGUCUACCACAGUUCGACCAAAUGCGUGAAGCGUUACGCGACUAUAAUAUUGAGAUUGUACCUUUCCCUAAUUUCUACAUCACUUCGAAACGCGACGCCCCAGUCUGGAAGCUCAUCGACCUACCACUUAAGAAACGAAGCAACAAAGGAACCGGCUUGGAGGAGAUGAUCCAUGCCAACAAGCCACGGAUGGCGUUUGAAGCCCGCUAUCAACUCGAGGUCUGCUUCUCACAAGGAUUUCUGAACGAGCACAAUCUGAGCGAACACUUCAUUACGACACUCAUGAACAUGAACGUCGAACAAGCUCAGGACCUUCUCGAGUACAUUGCUAAUCAUGGGAAUCGUAUCUACGAUCCGAUGUUGUUGCUACAGGCAAUAAAUGGCAAGGCUUCGCUUUCCAGAACCAAAAUUCCAUCUUACUGCGCCUAUGUCCGUUCUGCAACGGUUACACCAACGACUGUUCAUUUCCUAACGCCAGUUGCGGAGACUUCAAAUCGUGUAAUACGCCAAUAUUCCCAAUACGCUGACCGAUUUCUUCGUGUCCGAUUCACGGAGGAGAAAACAGAGGGCAAGAUACAUCCAACCCAUAAGGAUACGAUGAACGAAGUGUUUACCCGCGUUAAGAGAGUAUUGACCAACGGUAUCAGAAUUGGCGAUCGUACAUACGAGUUUCUAGCUUGUGGCAAUUCUCAAUUUCGAGAACAUGGAGCAUACUUUUUCGCUCCCCUGCCAAAUUUGACUACAGAGAAGAUUCGACAAUGGAUGGGAAUGUUCAGAGAGAUCAAGACCGUGGCGCUCUAUACUUCUCGACUUGGCCAAUGCUUUUCGACUACACGGGCAAUACACGGUGCACGGGCUACUAUGGUUGAGAUCCCGGACAUCAGACGCAACGGACACAAUUUCACGGACGGCGUGGGUAGAAUUUCUCCAUUCCUUGCUCAUCUUGCGGCGUCAGAAUUGGGUAUACUCCAACACUCCCAAGAUCCGCCAAGUGUGUUCCAGAUUCGUGUUGGCGGCUGUAAGGGCGUGCUCGCCAUUUCCCCGGACUCUGUUGGAAGGCAAAUUCAUAUUCGCAAGAGCCAGUACAAAUUCCCUGCGAUGGACGAGAACUUGGAGAUAAUCCGAUGGUCUCAAUACGUUUUCGCCAAUCUGAAUCGCCAACUUAUAUUGAUUCUAUCUGCUUUGGGGGUCCCGGAUCAAGUGUUUGCUCGAAAGCUGCAAACGCAGUUGUCACGACUCGAGCGGGCUAUGACUGACGAGACAAUGGCAUUGGCUAUCUUGCAAAAAGAAAUCGAUCAUAAUCAAAUGACGCUGACUGUCGCGAGCAUGGUAUUGGACGGUUUUCAGAAGACGAGAGAACCGUUCGUGACUUCUCUGUUACAGUUGUGGCGAGCAUGGUCCAUCAAAUAUCUGAAAGAGAAGGCGCGGAUAACGAUCGGUUCCGGCGCUCUCCUUUUGGGCUGUGUGGACGAAACGGCAACUCUUCGAGGCCACUUCAACGAUAGUCCAAAACUCUCAGCAGACGCUUCCAACGAUGAAAAGGCCAGACAUGUACCACAGGUUUUUGCUCAAAUCUCCAAAAACUCUGACGGAAGACCUGAAGUCAUGCUCGGACCAAUGCUGCUCGCUCGGAACCCUUCUCUCCAUCCAGGAGAUGUUCGAGUUGUCUGCGGUGUGGACGUUCCACAGCUUCACCAUCUGAAAGACGUAGUAGUUCUGCCUCAAACGGGUGACAGAGAUGUUGCGGGAAUGUGUUCUGGGGGCGAUCUAGAUGGAGACGAUUUCCUCGUCAUUUGGGACCAGGACUUGUUGCCUAGUGAGUGGAACCAUGAGGCCAUGGACUAUUCUCGACCUCCUAUGGAACAGCCCAACGAGAACAUUGGGAUCGACGAUCUGACGACCUUUUUUGUGACUUACAUGAAAAAUGAUACCUUGGCGCGAAUAGCGCAUGCCCAUACCGCAAAUGCCGACUAUUUGGAAGAAGGCGUGAAGGAAGCGAGAUGCCUGGAGCUUGCCAAUCUUCAUUCUAUGGCUGUGGAUUACGUCAAGACUGGUCAACCAGCUCAGUUGACCCGCGACCUAGAGCCUCUGAAAUGGCCUCAUUUUAUGGAGAAGGUCGGCAAAAAACAGCAUCAGAUCUACACAUCGAAAAAGGUGCUGGGACAACUUUACGAUCAAGUUGAACGCAUAGAUUUUGUUCCUGCGUUCACUGCGCCUUUCGACCCGCGAAUCUUACGAGCAUACAGACUCGAUGAGAACAUCCUCCAGAGUGCGCGUGAGAUCAAAGACGAGUACGAUGCGCACAUGCGUCGCAUCAUGGCGCAGCAGGAGAUCAAAACCGAGUUUGAGGUCUGGUCAACCUUCGUGUUGCAGCACUCGAGUACAAACAAUGCCUUUAAAUACCAUGAGCAGAUUGGAGAGAUCUCCAUGGCACUCAAAGACCAGUUUCGACUUAUAUGCCAUGAGCGUGCCGGAGGAAAAGACUACAAGCAUAUCGGUCCAUUCGCUGCAGCCAUGUAUGAAGUCACGGCCGGAGAAGUGACCGCAGCUGUCGAAGAAUGCCAUCGCGUUCAGCUCGUUGGCGGCCAAUCGAGACCCCUACGAGAGAUGACUGCAUCUGCCAUGCCUUUGAUGAGUUUUCCAUGGCUGUUCCAGGACGUCCUUGGCAAGAUUGCAAAGAGCAAUACUUCUGAGGCCGAGGGUCCAAUUUCCGUGCGAGGAGAAAUCGGCUCGAAGGCCGCAGUCCCACCGGAUGAGAUCAAGGCACCUCAACCAAAGCCGAGUCGUGUUGGUCCUAGUAUGUUAGAUUCGAGCGACUAUUUGGAGACCUCAGAGGACACUACACAUCCUGGAGUAUUGCUUGAGCUCUUCGGAAGGUCCAGAGAGUCUUACGAACGUGACAGGCCUACCGCGGCGGAAUAUAUACCCUCUAGUUCAAUUAGCGCUAAGUCAUUCAACUCAUCAAUGGGCUCGAGCGUGGAACACGGCUCUUCGGCGAACGAGGGCUUGAUUGAUUUUUCGUCUUCGAGCUCACCGGAGCUUCUGGCUCGGAAGUUUCAUGAUGACCAUUAUUACAAUCCUGAAGCAUCAGUGGAGGGCAACUUCAAGUCUACGGCUAGGUCAGUUAGCCAUCUCCGUGGAUCAGAAAGACCCUUGGACAGUCAAGGGAGGAUAGAAGUAGCACGGCUAGCCGGAGAGGAGCAGACUGCUGCGCUCAACGAGGCGUUUUUUGGAGGAAUCUUGGGGGAUGACAAGGAUCUCAGUAUCGAGUCUGAUUGCACCAUACCUGAAGGAUCCAAUCUACGACUGUUGACUGAUCUGAUGAUGGGUCUGUCCGCUCCCUCGGACGAGCCAGAAGACCGGAAGUUGAAAUCUUUCCACAAAGAGAAGAAAAAAGCUCUUGAGGAUGUGUUCUUUGGCAGAGCAGAAGAGCAGGCAGUUAAGACAAGUCAGCUGUCAACGGUCGACCUUAGCGAUGAGGUGGAAAGGGAUGAGGAAAAGGAGAGAACCAUGAAAGAGGAGGAGAACAAUCACGAAGCUAACAAUGAGGUGGGCUAUUCCAGUGACAGCGACGCUGAGUCAGACGAAGUGAUUGUGUCUAUUGAUACCAAAGGUAACUUGCUUGACCAGUUGGCAACGAUUGCCGAAGAUGACGCGGUACCGGGAUCUACGAUGAUGCCAUCGCAGCCACUGAUUCCCCCUUUGCUAUCUCCCAAUCUCUCCGCCCAACCUUGCACCUCUCUCACGCUUCUCACCUCGACCCUCGGCGCCACAACAAAUUGGCUGGUCUUGCGGUUCGUAUGUGCCACAUUGAAGAGCAAGGGCUACGGCACUGGCCAUGAUUGCCACGGUACUCAGGGUGAUCCUUUCGACCAAAGGAUAGUGCUGGUGAGCUGGCUCAGGGAUUGGGCAUGGUGGAGGGAGAGCGGACGGAAGCUGGGCAUCGAUUUCCAGAGAGUGCAUCUCAUUGAUGCUCUGAGUAAUGGAUUAGGCAUGGGUGCUGGAGGGUUAGCCGAUGUGAAGAAAGCGAUCAUGAAAGCUAUUGGAAGCAAGAAGACUCCAACCGGCGGAGGCAACGUUAUACUGAUCCUAGACGGCUUAGACUUCUUGCUUGCGGCUACAGGGUGGGAGGUGCUGGGGAUGCUGGAUAUGAUUGGUGAACUUAGAGAGCACGUCUACUCCACUAUUAUUGCCACAGCUGCCGACAUGCCCCUUUCUCAAUCGCCCACUACCCCUCUCGAAAUAUCUCACGCAGCUUUCGUGAUGAGCUUAGCGCAUCAGGCGAGAUCGAUCUUGAGCGUGAGGGGACUCGAUACAGGCGUGGCGAAGGAUGUCAGUGGUGUCCUAAGGAUUAGCAAAGGAGCCGAGGAGUCGAGAGAUGAGGGAGAUGUAGAGGAGAGGGAAUGCCUGUACUAUCGCGAGGACAACCUAGCCCAAGAUGACGAAGGACGCUGCGGUCGCCGCUCUCUUCACAUCCAGAAGCACACGUGCUCGUCAUGCGGCUAUCCUGCUGCUAAGAUCCGCCAAUACAACUGGGGCAUGAAAGCCAAGCGAAGAAAGACCACCGGUACCGGCCGCAUGCGCUCGAUGAAGGAGGUGCCGCGCAAGUUCAAGAAUGGGUUCCAGACUGGUGCACCAAAGGGAGCGAGGGGGACGACUACGAAUCCAGCGUAG
Molecule: messenger RNA, 6300 nt
Organism: Letharia lupina
Lineage: Eukaryota; Fungi; Ascomycota; Lecanoromycetes; Lecanorales; Parmeliaceae
Exons: 16
Coding region: 1-6300 (2099 amino acids)
Biological process (GO): tRNA wobble uridine modification; translation; siRNA processing
Cellular component (GO): ribosome; nuclear RNA-directed RNA polymerase complex; elongator holoenzyme complex
Molecular function (GO): structural constituent of ribosome; nucleic acid binding; RNA-directed RNA polymerase activity
Source: RefSeq, a predicted model, not a curated record